This is a messenger RNA of Mytilinidion resinicola, 843 nucleotides long. RefSeq lists its product as uncharacterized. The transcript is spliced from 3 exons. Lineage: Eukaryota; Fungi; Ascomycota; Dothideomycetes; Mytilinidiales; Mytilinidiaceae. The record is from RefSeq and is a predicted model, not a curated record. Bases 1 to 843 code for a protein of 280 amino acids.
AUGUUAAUAUCCGAGAUUGUGGAAGCUGCCGCCUCCAGAGAGGACGAGCCCGUUGACUCGAAGAAGCGGAAACUGUCCACAGUCGAAGCGGAAGACGCUGAAUUAGCUGAUGACAGGCCCUCUCCUAAGCCCGACAAGCUCGUCGCCAUUAAGGAGCACAUCGCCGCCCACCUCUCGCAAUCCAACAUCGCCAUGUUCUUGUGCUUCCAAGUACUGCCGCCAUUCAAUAGGUCCGUAGCCCAUGUCUCGCAAUCCGACCUCGCAAUGCUAUCUUGUGCUUCCAAAUACUGCCGCGAUUUGGUUGAGCAGUACAUGCAUCGGAAGGAUGAUGACAAUAACACUAGGGGUGAGGAUGAAGUCGAAGAGGACGAGGAUGAUGAUCUGCGCUCCGGGUUCUCUACUAUGACGUCCAUUACUUCUAAAUAUCGCGGUACUCUAGCAAUUAAAGACACCCCGGGUCUCGCUCGCUCCUUCACGCGGGCUACGGACUGGUAUGCUAAUCCGGCAUCCUUGGAAUUAAGCGUGGUUCAGAGCCGCUCUGAAUAUGGCUCCGAUGACGGGUCCGACGACUUGGAGGCGGGAGAUGGGACGCUUGACUUUUCGCUGGCCAAAGACAAGCAGCUUAUUGCGGCCCCUUGGACAUUGACAGCUGCGAGCAAACGCCAUGUUCCUGUCAAGCAGCAGUCGAAGCAGCAACCACCCCGACCAACUAUCUUCUCCAUCGGAUCACUUCCCACGUCUGCGUCUUGCCGCAAUCCGAUAUAUCCAUCCCUCGAACUGAGCACGCCCUGGCGCCGCAUCCAAGGCGCCAUCCACUAUCCCUCCUUCUCCUUCAGUGGCUAA